Fopius arisanus is the source of this 2527-nucleotide messenger RNA. RefSeq names its product WD repeat-containing protein 3. Gene Ontology annotation, cellular component: Pwp2p-containing subcomplex of 90S preribosome; small-subunit processome. The record is from RefSeq and is a predicted model, not a curated record. Gene Ontology annotation, molecular function: snoRNA binding; protein binding. Gene Ontology annotation, biological process: maturation of SSU-rRNA. NCBI's taxonomy places the organism in Eukaryota, Metazoa, Arthropoda, Insecta, Hymenoptera, Braconidae.
CUGCGCUCGGGUGAGACCAUCAGCAUCUUCGUAGGUCACAAAUCCGAAAUAACAACACUCUCCUACGACUCGUUGGGUCAUCGUUUGGCCUCCGGAUCGAAGGACACGGAUGUCAUCGUCUGGGACGUCGUGGCUGAGACAGGAAUCUGUCGCCUGGUGGGUCACAAGGGGGUCAUCACUAAAGUCUCAUUCAUGCUCGAGUACAAUGUCCUCAUAACCUCCAGUAAAGACACUUUCCUCAAGUUCUGGGAUCUCGACACCGAGCACAACUUCAGAACAGUGGUGGGGCACAGAUCUGAGGUCUGGGGAUUUACGCUCGUCAAGGACGACAAGUACCUCGUCACGGGGUGCAACGACCACGAGCUCAGGGUCUACAAGAUCUAUUUGUCAGACUCCACGGAUCUCCCCGAGAAUCUAGAAUCUCUGACCCUAAAUCCAGACGACGAGACCAAUGACCUUAACUACCCCAUCAGGUGUGACAAGGUUGGGAGUAUCCUAAGAACAGGAAAGGGAAGAGUUGUGUCACUCUCGUCUGACUCCACAGGUCGUGUUAUUACCUGUCACGGAGUAGAGAACACGAUAGAAUUAUUUCACUUGAUUCCUGAAGAGGAGGCGGUGACGAGGACAUCGAAACGCCUGAAGAAGGCGAAGAAAAAGGGAAAAGAGGAAACUGAGGGGGCGACCCUCAGCGACGAAGUGCGACGUCUUCCAGCGAUCAAAGUCACCGCCAAAGCUAAAACUGUGGACGUGGUGAUGGGAAAGGGCGGUGAGCUCAGGGUCUGCGCAGGAUUGAGUAAUAACACCCUAGAGCUUUAUUCCUUGAGCAUUACCGACAAGGAAAAAGACGUGAAUUUACUCAGGACUGUUUCCUCCCAGGGGCACAGGACUGACGUCAGGGCUGUCUGCUUCAGCUCCGACAAUCUGGCAUUUGCCACUGUCUCCGGGGAUUCAAUUAAAUUGUGGAAUAGACCGUCACUGGCUUGUCUGAGGACUGUCGAGUGUGGAUAUGCAUUAUCCGUAACUUUUGUCCCUGGGGACAGACACUUGGUUGUCGGUAUGAAGAAUGGAAAAAUACUGAUUGUUGAUAUUGGGGCUGGAGAUGUCCUUGAGGAGAUUCAGGCGCACUCUGGAGAGGUCUGGAGUGUUGUUGUAUACCCGGAUAUGAAAGGUGUGGCCAGUGGAAGUGGUGAUCAGACGGUCAAGUUCUGGAGCUUUGAGCUUAUUGAGGAUUCUGAUAGUGAGAGGAAGUGCAAAGUGCUGUCAUUAUUGCAUAAGAGGACACUCAAGCUGGAGGAGGGAGUCCUUUGUGUCAGGAUCAGUCCUAAUGGGAGAUUUGUGGCUGUUGCUUUGUUGGAUUCUACCGUGAAAAUUUUCUUCCUGGAUACAUUCAAAUUCAUCGUUUCUCUUUAUGGACACAAGCUGCCAGUACUGUGCAUGGACAUAUCAAGUGACUCCACGUUAAUAGCAACUGGAUCUGCUGAUAGAAAUAUUAAAAUAUGGGGAAUGGAUUUCGGUGAUUGUCACAAAUCGUUAUUCGCACAUGAUGACUCCGUCACUGGAUUGAGUUUCGUUCCAAAGACACAUUAUUUCUUCACAUCGGGAAAGGAUGGUAGAGUCAAAGAGUGGGAUGCUGAUAAUUUCCAGAAAAUCGUGACGCUUCAGGGACACGCUGGAGAAGCUUGGAACUGUGGAGUUUCCCCCAAUGGAAUGUUCGUGGCGUCCUGUGGAUCUGACAAAGUCGUCAGACUUUACGAGAGAUCAUCAGAGCCCCUUGUUCUCGAGGAUGAGGCCGAGGAAGAACGAGAAAAACAGGAGAACGAACUUGCCACUGGGGAUACAACAGCAGUUCAGGGACAGAAGCAACAAAUUCUCCCUUCAAGGAAAACUGUGAAUAGUGAGAAAGCCGCUGAAUUAAUUCUGGAAUGUAUCGAUGUCUCGAAAGCCUACAACGAGGAAUGCGAGAGAGUUCUGCCACCCAAUGCGCCUCCAGCACUUCCGUUACUCAUGCAAGCUCUGAACUGCAAGACAACUGAGGAAUAUUUAUUGGAGACAUUGAAGAGGGUUCGUGCUGGAGAUAUGGAGGAGACUCUACUACUCCUGCCCUUCUCCACGGCUUGCGAAAUACUCCAGAUGCUUCCCAAAUUGCUGAGGAGUGAAUACCAAGCUGAAAUGCUCAGUAGAUUGGCUGUCAGUCUUAUUCAGGCACAUCAUGGACCUAUUACUGCUAAUUCUGAUCUUCUGCCUGUCCUGGAGGAGGUCAGGGACCUGGCGAUGAAGAGAAUUGGAGAUUUAAGGGACACAAUUGGCUUCAAUCUUCAUGGAAUGGCAUUCAUCCAAAGGGAGCUCGAAGAUAGAGAGGGAAUUCAACUUUUCCGCGAUGCAACAAAAUCGAAAAAACAUAAGAAUAAAGUUAGAAAAAAUAAGGAACGAGCACUCAAACGCGCGAUUAUGGCGUUGUAAUUUCAUUAGUAGAGAAUGUAGAUUUAUUUACUUAUUCUUGUACAGAUUAUGCAAUAAAAAUAUUUUU